GGUCAUGAUUCACAGCCAGCUGCAGCACAAUGAACACAAGAGUUUUGUUUCACUUUACUUGAGUUUGAAGUGUCUUCAACAGCUACAAAUUUGGCUGCCUCUGAUUCACAAGUGGAUGGUGUGAGUUACUCCCACAUAAGCCUAACUAUUGCUGUAGAAUAUGAACACAGGACUGAAGGGGGGAGUUUGCCUUUAUUUCCUUCAUCAUACUUAAUCGGAGGUUAGUUUGUUUUUGUGGAUUUCAAGGCUUGCAGUCCUGGCUGCAGAAUAAGAAGAACAGAUCAGAGAUCAGGUCAGGUUUGGCAGAUAAAUGCUUAUUUGUUAUACAGUGAAGAAGAAAUCCCAUCAGUCAUAAAAGCAGUGUAAAAUCUCUGAGUGGCACAUUCUUCAGGCAGAUUUUUAUUCUGCGGAAAAAUGACCUGGAUAUCGGUAAACGUCUUCUGUGCUCUUCUAUCACUCUUCACUCCAUCAGUAGUAGUUAGUGAUGAAGAAGCCACAACAAACUGUGCAGACUUCAACAACAAAACAUGUAAAAAAUACAGAGAAAUGAAGGGUGUACAUGUCCAGUACCUGCUACUGACAAGAAGGAAUGCAGACUGCGCUAGUCUCUUCACCCAGGACUGUCUCAACCAUACACAGAACCAUACUGUACACUUUAACAGUACACUUCCCACUAAAGUCAUUAUUCAUGGAUACAGGGUUCUAGGCAGGAAGCCCUCCUGGGUAAGUGACUUAGCCCAGGCUUUGUUAGAGAAGGAGGAUGCGAACAUCCUGGUGGUAGACUGGCUCUGUGGAGCCUCUUAUAACUACAACAAGGUUGUGAAUAAUUGCAAGGAGGUUGCUGUGCAGAUAGCAAUUCUUAUAAAUCAGCUUACGACCAGUGGUGUUAAUCUGGAAUUAUUCCAUCUAAUUGGCAUAAGCGUGGGAGCCCAUGUAGCAGGAUUCGUCGGAACUCUGUUCAGUGGCAAACUGGGACGAAUUACAGGUCUGGACCCAGCAGGGCCUAUGUUCAAAAAUGCUGACCCCUUUGACCGCCUGGAUCCCUCAGACGCCAUGUUUGUUGAGGCUAUACACACUGACUCUGACAAUUUUGGCAUUUCCAUUCCUGUUGGACAUGUGGAUUUUUUCGUGAAUGGUGGACUGGACCAAACUGGAUGUGUACAGUCAAGUUUUUCAUCAAUUUUUAUUUAUUUUCCAGUGUAUGGCUAUGUAAUCUGUGACCAUAUGAGGGCGCUGCAUGUGUACAUGAGUGCACUAAAUAGCUCCUGUGCACUUACUGGCUUCCCAUGCUCCAGUUAUGAGGAUUUCUUGGCAGGCCAGUGCACCAGCUGUGAUGGCCCCUUUAAAAACAUCUGCCCACAGAUAGGCUUGCUGAAGAACAGUGGCAUAACAGCAUCACCAUUACCCGUACAUGGGAAAGUCUACCUCCUGACAACAUCUGAAGUUCCCUUUUGUGUCCAUCACACAAUGAUUGAGCUGAAAGUGUCCCCGCUGGCAAAGAGUGCAGUGGUGCAGCUCACACUGGUCUCCAUGCAAGACAUCAAGACAGAGCAGAAACUCUAUCUAAAAACAGACCAAACCAGUUAUAAAAAGGUAGUAGGGCUUCCGGAGCAUCUGUGCAAGAUUGAAUCCAUCCAUCUGAAGAACACUGGAGCAUUGUUAUACAGACAAGGGAAUAUCCACUUUAAAUACAUUUGUGUCUCCAGGAUCCCUAAAAUGAGGAGAACAGACACAUUGUGUGUGGAGGACAUAACAAUUGGCAGGAAUGCACCAUGGUCACAUGACUUUAUCCAGGUGUGCUGAACAUCAGGAGGGAGAGAGGAAUAGCUACACAACUGACAAAAUAGGAAGAUGCAUCUUACAAAUGCACCAAUGCACAAAGAACUCACAUUAGAACUGCAUACGUAAAGACAACAGCAUUUAUUAUAGAAGUGUUCCAUUUAAGGCAAAUCUACUGCAUAUAUAGUGUAAAAAAUAACAUUUACAUAUGCUUUAUUCAGUAACAUUAUUCAGAUAGGGCAAUUCUAAAGCCUUUUAACACAGGUCAGUUACUGGAGUUCAGUCUGAUGAUUUCUUUUCUCCGAAUAUCAAAUAAUGUAUUACUGUUACAAUGUCAAUUCUUCCUGUUGACAUGCUACAUGUGUUAUGAGCUUAUCCUAAACAUUUAACAUGUGUGAUAUACAGUAGCUUGGUAGUCUGGCUAUUAUUUCAUGUAUAAAUUAUCUGUAUCUGUUAUCAGACAAAUUUAUGGACAACACUUAAUAAUUAAAAAUGUUUCAUAAAGCUUCAUCUACUGCAAGCAAAUUGUAGUCUGAAAUCAAUAUCAGCCACGUGCUGAAUUUUCACUGAGGUGUUAUUAAGUAAGAAUUGGCCCCAUGAAAAUGCAUUGAUUCCUUAUGGUGAACUAAAAAAAAACUCCCAUAAAAUAGCAUAUGCUGGUUGAAUGUUUUCCCUGUACUCAUUU
Hemibagrus wyckioides is the source of this 2464-nucleotide messenger RNA. It is a transcript of the gene pla1a, whose product is annotated as phospholipase A1 member A. Gene Ontology annotation, molecular function: lipase activity; carboxylic ester hydrolase activity. Gene Ontology annotation, biological process: lipid metabolic process. The transcript has 11 exons. NCBI's taxonomy places the organism in Eukaryota, Metazoa, Chordata, Actinopteri, Siluriformes, Bagridae. The record is from RefSeq and is a predicted model, not a curated record. The coding region runs from base 415 to 1803 and encodes 462 amino acids.